AAAAAAUUACAUAUAAAUACAUAAAUAAAUGAAAAUCAUGUGUUACUGAAUAAAUACACUAAGAAAAUAUUUUUACUUUUAAUCCCAUUUUCACUCAAAAUGUCAAAAACUUGCUGUCAAGCAAAAGUUUUUAUUCUCAUUUUUCUAAUGAAUUUAGCAGGAUGUUCAGCACAAGUAGAUGCAUAUGUAUCUAAACUACAAGGGCAGGAAGCAACCUUGACUUUCUUUUACCCAUGUGAUAGUAAUGAAAUCACAUUACAGCAAUCAAUCCAAACCCCAUUUUAUAGAUCAACAGAUAAUCUAUCUCUGUCUUUACACGGCAGUCAGGUUGGAAGAUUCAGAGUGCAAAAUAGAAACGAUGACGGGAGAUGCUCUCUGGAACUUACAAUAUGUGAUCUUAAAAGAUAUGACCAAGGGACAUAUAUUGUAUUUGUAUACAAGGACGGGCUUGUAUUAAACAAUGCAAUUAAAAAGAUUCAUCUUUAUGUUGAUUAUCCUCCCGGUAAGGCGACAUGCGUUGUGGGUGAAGAAAAGGGUAGAGGAUGGGUUUCAAUAGACUGCACAGCCAGUGCUGGAAGUCUACCAGGGGCCAUUGAAUGCUAUCAAAAUGGUGUCUGGAUACAUCCCUAUCCUACUGAGAUUGAUGCACCAUUGAAUCAGACUUUUCUCAUCAGAAAAGCACAAUCAACAUUUUGUUGUUCAUUUUCAUUUGGUGAAUAUAAAGAAAGAUGUCAAUGUAAUGAUACUAGUUUGUAUCUAUCAGAUGGUGAUAUUAAUGACCCUUGUCCAACACCAGUAGAAAUGACAACAGAGCAAACUACUGUCAUACAAUACAAUCAAAGUAAUGAACACUCCACUUCAACUGCCUCAAUACCAACUGAAAAAUACAGGAAUACUGAUCAGGUGAAAAUAUGGUCACUUUACAUUUUUAUUGCAUUUUUAUUGCAGUUAUUGCUACUUGGUUUUUUUCUGCUUUCUUUAUAUUGCACAAAGAAAAAUACUAAAAGACAUGCGUGUGAAUAUUUUUCAAAUAUUCUGUGUAAUGCAGGAAAUCAGAAUGAGAAAAAUCAUCCAGAUCCUGAAGGACCUUGUGGAAUGGAACAAACAGAAUCUUUCAUAUGAGUAUACCAGCUGAAUUAUUCAAAUCUAUAGCUUCAGAUUACAAAGAUAAAUACAUGAGUAAGUCUGAUGGUAAGAUGAUACUC
Messenger RNA from Lytechinus pictus (painted urchin), 1205 nucleotides. RefSeq lists its product as uncharacterized. The transcript has a single exon. Lineage: Eukaryota; Metazoa; Echinodermata; Echinoidea; Temnopleuroida; Toxopneustidae. The record is from RefSeq and is a predicted model, not a curated record. The coding region runs from base 100 to 1122 and encodes 340 amino acids.